AUUGACAGAUUUUUUGAAAAUGAGUUUUCGUCCCCUUACUCAAGAUUACAUCGAUGCGGUUACUCUUCCAGCCAACAUCGCUCCAGUCUCUUCACCAUCUGCCGCCAUCCAGAGGCUCCUAUCCAAGCGCGAAAAGAGCCACAAUGCCGUAGUUAGUUUCAUCAAAGACGAAUUCCGCAGACACGAUCUCGAACUGGAGGAAGAAAUGAGGAAAGAGAGUGUGCGUCUUCUGGAAACUCUGGAAAAGAUCAAGAAUGAAGUGAAGAAUGAGACGAAGGUUUUCAAUUACGAGAAAGAAGAAUUGGUUGGUCUGGACCCAAGCAUUUUCCGGACUUUGCCGCUACGGGUUCAUGAGUUCGACGAGAAGAGGUUUAAGAUUAUUGAUGAGCACUACGAGAAAUUGAAGGCGUUGGAGAUGGAGAGGUCGAAACGUUUCAAGGGGGUAUUGAAUGAGGCGUAUCGGAAGAUGGAGAAGAUUUGCCACUUGUUGCCUUACGAUUUGAUGCAGUAUUUCGAAAAUGAAAUUGUGAAACUGAACGAAAUUACGAUGAACAACUACCGCUACUACUCGAAGAUCCAGUCAGACCUCAAGCUACAAAUUCAGGAAGACUCCCGCACCUUCCACCUGGAACUAACCGUAGCCAAAGAGCGCCACAGGAGAGCCCUGAAAUGGAUAAAAGUGAAAGGAGUUGUAGGUUUCUAUAAACCCGGCCACUUGACCGGCAUGGCAGUGGAAGAUCUCAACGAACCUUCUUUCGCCACGGGCUUGCCACUCACCGCCGACGAUGUAGGAAUAUGGUCGAAACACAUCCAGAAAACUCUAGACGAACUAGACUCCAACUCCAGGAAACUCAUAAAUAUGUACAAAGCGGCCGUAAUUCACAGUUUCAACCGCUUGUUUGAACAGAUGAAGAACGUGAUGAACGUACUUUUGGAAGAUGAACCCGCGAGCACGAUUCUAAGUGACACAACAUAUUUGAAGGACGAUAUGUACAAAGACAUCGCCAAUGAUAUAGCACAAACGUAUCAGUGUGAUAUGGCAGACUUGAAGGAUUUAUGGAACACCGUGACGAUCUACAUGGAAUCCAACAUCCAGAACACUUACUUCUUCCUCAACGGCACCUCCCACCUCUGGGACCCCCACUUCGCCCGAGUCCAGGAGUUCACCCAGCUGGUAUUCCAAGACUUGAGGCUAGUGAUAGAAAAGCACGACCAAGCCGCCUGCAGCUUCGACAAGAAGAUCAACACCACGUUAGACAAGCUCCGGGAGGACUCCACCAUCGAAAAACUCAACGAGCAUCUCCGAGAAGCCAACAAAUUCACGGAUUCCAUCGGGAAAUUGUACUAUUCGCAGUGCGACGCCGAAAUCCAAGUUCUACAGAAGUACCAGAAGUUCAUGGACCAAGAAAUCGACUUCUUGAUAAGCGAAAUCGACAGGUUUUUGAGUGAGAGUGGGAAGAAUACCAACAUUCGGGAAAAAAGGAGCUCGAGGUUAGAGGAUCUGAAGGACGAGUCGAACGAAGAAGUGCCCGUGGAGAAUCCCCAGGAUGAACUGAUCCCGCACCAGAUGAAAGCGUGUCAGUUCCAGGUGGAAGCUGUUAAUAACUGGAUGUUUGGGUUAUGGGAGGCGAUUCGUCGCUAUAUGGAGACUUGUCGCAAAGAAUUAACCUCUCAAACGAAUUAUUGGGUGGAAACGACGUCAGUGAAGCUGAAGAAACGACGGGAGGUGAGACAGGCGUCCCAUGAACCUCGCUACCAUAGAAUAAAGACCGCGAUUUAUGACGCCAGGUUGAAGGAAAUCAAUGAGCACCAAGAAGGUCUAAACAGAGUGGAGGAGAGGAUCAAAAAAUACCUAGUGGAUUCGUCUAGUUUCACCUACCUCUGCGAAGAAAAUCGCGUUCAAAUAAUUCAAGAGUACGAACGGUUCCUCAGAGGGAUCGAGGAAAAGCUGCAACGAGCCAAAAAGAGCUACGAAGUUGCUGCCUGCAUCGAACAGACGAAACACGUGGGUGAUGAGGUCAUAAAGAAGAUUGAAGGAACUUUUACUGAGAAUUUUAAAGUGUUGGAGGAGAAUAGGAAGAAGAUUGAUAAGGUUAUUUGUCGUUUUAACGCCUCCAUCAAGUUGUUUGCAGAAGGUGGUGACUAUAGUCGGGAUGAGGCGAAGUUGUUUAACAAGAGGAUUCUGAAGAUAAAGAAGACGGUGCCGAAGAAGUAUAAGAAAAUUAUGGCGGAGUAUAACGCUAUGAAGAAUGAUACGACGCAGAAAUUUAUUAAGUCACAAGCUGCCAUUUUGGCUAGGUUGGACCACUCCAAGGUGGAAUUCGAGCACAACGAAAAAAUCUGUGAAAAAAUCAAACUCCUACAAAACAAAAUCCGCAGAGCCGCCUACGACACAAAAUUCAAACUCCACAGAAUAGACGCCUGCAUCGACUACUACUCAGAAGUAUCAAGAUUCGAGAUCUGGAAACGCAAACACUUCGAACUCAUGAAGGACGCAAUUCAAGAGUGUCUGCAGAAAAUCGAAGAAAUGACGAACAUUUUAAUCAACGCAAAAAAUCGUGAUAGUGGUGAAUAUUUAAAUCAACUCAACGAUCUGAUUAUGGACUCGUUUAGAGAAAUAUAUAGAAUAUCCAAAAAUUUCUACGGAUCGCAUGGUCCCGUUAUCAACAGAGACAGGAUCCAUGAUAACGUCACUAGUUUCAUGGAUGAAGUAAAGAGGAAUUUUGAUGGGUUUCGCACCCAAGUCGAAAUCCACUGUUUGGAUUGUGUUCAAGAAUUGAUCAGUUUUGUGGUGAAAUUGUUAAAUGUUAAUGACGAGGUGUACCGUUACUUGUUGAAAAAAAUACCGGGUUUGAGUAAGGUUGAAGAAAGUGAAGAAGAAAGCGGCGAAGUGAGUAGGCAGUUGAGUGAAGAAUCUGUGGUGAUUGAAGAAAAGAAGAAGUUUUUGCAAGGUGAAGCGUUCGACCCUGCUGUGAAAGAGGUUAUCCUGAAGAAUAGAGGAAGAGUGCGAAUUCUGCACGUCACGAUGAUGAAGUUGCGAAAUAUCAUUGAAGACAAGGUGGCGCUGAUGGAAGAAAUGGUGCUCGAAGAAUCAGAAGAGUUAGAGUUUUCAAGCCCCCAAUAAAUAUGUAUAAAUUAA
Molecule: messenger RNA, 3139 nt
Organism: Zophobas morio
Lineage: Eukaryota; Metazoa; Arthropoda; Insecta; Coleoptera; Tenebrionidae
Exons: 11
Coding region: 20-3124 (1034 amino acids)
Source: RefSeq, a predicted model, not a curated record